Messenger RNA from Nicotiana tabacum (common tobacco), 648 nucleotides. RefSeq names its product calmodulin-2-like. Gene Ontology annotation, molecular function: calcium ion binding. Lineage: Eukaryota; Viridiplantae; Streptophyta; Magnoliopsida; Solanales; Solanaceae. The record is from RefSeq and is a predicted model, not a curated record. Gene Ontology annotation, cellular component: myosin II complex.
UUUGGGGAGCUUGAAAAGAAAAUGGGAUGCAUUUAUACGUAAGUCCCCUCUUGACAUAGUAUUACAUAACUUCUCUACAUAAAGCCCAGCGAGGAUUGAGCUAUACGCAACUUUCUUUUCUCCCAUUUUCUACUCUCUUUCAAGCUGUUCUUUCUCUGUCCUUUAAUUUCGAGGUACUAAAAAGUCCAAAAUAUCAUGGGAGAUAUAUUGAACCAAGAACAAAUUGUUGAAUUGCAAGAAGCUUUCAGUCUAUUUGACAGAGAUGGAGAUGGUUGCAUUACAGUCGAAGAAUUAGCGACAGUAAUAAGGUCACUAGAUCAAAAUCCAACAAAGGAAGAGCUGCAGGAUAUGAUCACUGAAGUUGAUUCAGAUGGGAAUGGAACCAUUGAAUUCACUGAAUUCCUGAACCUUAUGGCCAAGAAAAUGAAGGACACUGAUGCUGAGGAAGAACUUAAAGAGGCUUUCAAGGUGUUCGACAAAGAUCAAAAUGGUUAUAUAUCUGCUAACGAGCUGAGGCAUGUAAUGAUCAAUUUAGGGGAGAAACUAACAGAUGAAGAGGUCGAGCAGAUGAUUAAAGAAGCAGAUUUGGAUGGUGAUGGUCAAGUCAACUUUGAUGAAUUUGUGAAAAUGAUGAUUAACGUCGGAUAG